Molecule: messenger RNA, 2150 nt
Organism: Onychostoma macrolepis
Lineage: Eukaryota; Metazoa; Chordata; Actinopteri; Cypriniformes; Cyprinidae
Gene: bmi1b
Product: bmi1 polycomb ring finger oncogene 1b
Exons: 10
Coding region: 452-1435 (327 amino acids)
Biological process (GO): negative regulation of transcription by RNA polymerase II
Cellular component (GO): PRC1 complex
Molecular function (GO): promoter-specific chromatin binding
Source: RefSeq, a predicted model, not a curated record
GGGGUACCCUAUUGAUGAUAUACCCCACUACUAAUUCCCAGGCUACCCGUAAGGAAUGAGAUCACGUGAUGGAGUGGGGCGGUCGAACUAAGCCAUUUUGGGGACUGUGUCAGUUUGCGCUGAACCAUCAGGCACUGUGUUUUUCAGAUCGCCGUGCAGGAGAACUGCGCCUCUGGAAUUUACCAUCUAUGACCGGAAUCUGUGGAUUUAUCUGUAAAUCAAAUCGGAAAGUGUCGGCGAAGAGUGAGCUACAUUAACCUAUGUGCAAUUGCGCAAGAAGGCCACAAUGAGCACGGUGGUGAAACGUUAGAGCCAUUGACAGCGUCUGCAGCUCAUUCCAAGAUGGCCGCUUCGGUAGCAUUCAUUUUUUGCUGAUCGACUCUCAAGUUUCAUUGUCUACCACAACAAAGCUAAGAAACCAUCGCGAAAUAUACUGGGUUUGCGAACUCUCAUGACAAUGCACCGAACAACGAGGAUCAAGAUAACGGAGCUAAAUCCUCAUUUGAUGUGCGUUUUAUGUGGAGGAUACUUCAUUGAUGCGACCACCAUUGUCGAAUGUUUGCAUUCAUUCUGCAAAAUGUGCAUUGUGAGGUAUCUGGAGACCAGCAAAUAUUGUCCAAUUUGUGAUGUCCAAGUUCAUAAAACAAAACCUCUCCUCAAUAUCAGAUCAGAUAAGACCCUUCAGGACAUUGUUUACAAGCUGGUGCCUGGUCUGUUCAAAAAUGAGAUGAAACGAAGGAGAGAUUUUUAUGCAGAGCAUCCAGUUGAUGCUACUAAUGGUUCUAAUGAGGACAGAGGAGAAGUGGCAGAUGAAGACAAGAGAAUCAUUGCUGAUGAUGAGAUCAUCAGUCUGUCCAUCGAGUUUUUUGAUCAGAACAAGAUUGACAAUAAAGAUGGAGAAGAAGAAAAAGAAACCACAAAAGAGGUGAAUGUAAAGCGGUACUUACAAUGCCCUGCAGCUAUGACAGUAAUGCAUCUCAGAAAAUUUCUCCGAAGUAAAAUGGAUAUACCCUGUACCUUUCAGAUUGAAGUUAUGUAUGAAGAUGAGCCUUUGAAAGAUUAUUAUACUCUUAUGGAUAUUGCUUAUAUCUACACAUGGAGAAGGAGCGGGCCCUUGCCAUUGAAGUACAGAGUUCGGCCUGGUUGCAAAAAAAUGAAGUUGAGCAGCCCAAGGGAUGAUAUGACUGGUGGCAGAAGGCCUUAUAUAGAAAGCGAUUCCAGCAGUGACAAACCAAACAGCCCGACUGCUGCUGCCGCCCCAUCCACAUCCUCCUCUCUGCCCAGCCCGAGUACUCCUGUUCAGUCUUCACAUCCCAGCUUCCCCCAUAUCUCCACCGUUAACGGAGUCUCUGCCAAAGUGGGCCAAAAUGGCCAAACUCCUUUCAGCAGCAAAGUCUGCAAAACUUCUCAUAAUGGCUCCAACUCUCUUGGGUGACUUGCUUAUGGAUGCCAAAGCCAUCAACCCCUUGCAAACAGAGCUGUGAUGUAGAUGUUUUCUUUAUAAACCACCUCUUCAAUUUUUUAUAUAAUUUUUAAAUAUAUUUGUUUUGUCGCCACGUGUGAAAACUUUGUAACACAGCAUUGUUUGUGUCAUAUUUUGUAUUAAUUACUAUGGCAUAACUAAUAUUGUGAAGAGUACUGGAGGGAAACUCAACAAGAAGGAGAAUGUAUCUAGGUGUUUUUAUAAACUCUGUCUUGUUCAUUUUAGAUUAGAACAUCAAUGUAUAUAAAUCAUUUCCUUGUCCAUGAAGUCUUCAAUAAAACACAUGGCGGCACGCGCAAUGUUUUGAUUAUCCAGAUUGUAUUGAUUUUAUUCGGUUGAAAUGUGUAUCACCAAACUAAAUUUGCAAAGGGCAGAAAUUCAGCGUCAGUAUUGUCUUGGAUAAACCCAGAAAGUGUCAUUAAAAAAAAAAAAAUGCUAAGUAGGCCUACACGCUGGCCAAGUUGAGAAGUAGUCCUUUUUUUUUUUUUCUCUCGAUUUGUUAUCACGCGAGGAUAGAAGACUCCGUAUACAUAUAGCCUAAAGUUUAGAUGUUUCUUCUUGCUUUGCAUUUCUGUUCAGCGGUUAUUUGUUAAAGCCAAUGUAUCAUUUACUGUUGUACAAUAUGAAACAUUUGUCUAAAUAAACAUUUUACUUUUUUAUUACUAAA